Messenger RNA from Cotesia glomerata, 1715 nucleotides. RefSeq names its product arrestin domain-containing protein 17. Lineage: Eukaryota; Metazoa; Arthropoda; Insecta; Hymenoptera; Braconidae. The transcript is spliced from 6 exons. Gene Ontology annotation, cellular component: cytoplasm. Gene Ontology annotation, biological process: protein transport. The coding region runs from base 311 to 1588 and encodes 425 amino acids. The record is from RefSeq and is a predicted model, not a curated record.
CAUGCGCGCAUGUGAAACCGUGGAGGCGUGUAUAAUAUUCGCACUUGCGGCUCAGUCGACGAAUAUAGAACGUAUAUUAUAUUUCUAAUUAACUCUACGCACAAUGUUUAAUAUUUAAAUUCUAUACAUAUAUUUUAUACAAACUUUUAAGUUAUAUUUUGACAAUUGCCGAUUUUUAUUUUUAUUCAACUGGAACUAAUGAAUCAUCAACAAAACAUCAGUUACAUAAAUGUGUGAUGAAUGAUAAUAUAAAAAAAUGCGAUAAAACCGUAACCUGGAUAAUCGUUAGUUGUUAUUGAAAAAAAGCUAAAUGGGUCUCAAUGAUUUUAGGAUUGUCUUUGACAAUCCUUGGAGUACGUAUUAUCCUGGACAAACGAUCACUGGUCGAGUGAUCGUUGGCUUGGAUGCUGUAAAAAAAGUUCGAGGUAUUACUGUCAAAGUAAAAGGAGAAGCUAAUGUUUGCUGGGCGACUGACAGACAAGAAUUAAACAACGAAGGAAAGUACGAUAAUGAAACACAGACAGUUACUGGGCAUGAAGAAUAUUUUAAUAUGGAGUAUUACUUACUCGGAUCACCUUCAGGCUCAGAAAUAGAAUUACCUAUAGGCGAACAUUCGUAUCCAUUUCAAUGUCCACUGCCGCCGAAUUUACCCAGCAGUUUUGAGCAUGACCACGGAUAUGUUCGUUAUACCGUCAAAGCUUCGAUAGACCGUCCUUGGAAAUUUGAUCACCAAGUUAAAAUAGCAUUUACUGUUGUGUCUAACUUUGAUCUCAACAAAGAAGCUAGAGCACUGGAGCCAGUUAAUUUAGAAAUGUCAAAAACUUUUUGCUGUCUCUGCUGCGGGUCUCCUCCGCUUAAAGUAAACAUCAUGAUGCCAGUAAAAGGAUACGUUCCAGGUCAGGCAAUGUUGAUCCGCGUGAAUGUUGAAAACCAGUCAGGAAUAAUCGUGGACACGAUUAAAUUAAUUCUGAGAAAGAUAGUAACUUUCAAGGCGAAUAACCCGCGGUUUGAGACAAAAACGGAGAAAAUUGUGAUCGCUGAAGUAAGUAAAGGCCCGGUAGAAGGUAAUGCUAUUUCAGAUUAUCAACAAACGCUAGAUAUACCGCCUUUACCGCCCUCGAAUCUUACAAACUGUGGGAUUAUUGAUUUAGAGUAUAAUCUUAAAAUUGAAGCUUGUGUUGCUGGAUGGUAUCACAGAAAUCUAAAGCAAAACAUGCUAGUAUUUAUUGGCACAAUUCCACUGGCAAGUUACCAAAAUUCAGUGAUGCCACCCACAAGUCCAAGUAAAGUUCCGAUGCCAGGAAAUCCGGGUGCAGAUCCAACUUACGGUGGGUACCCGAGUGGAUAUCCUGAGUUUUCCCCUGAUAAUGGAAACCCAGCACCUCCCUCAGCUCCACCUGAUUAUAACUCUGACUCUCCCGCUCAGCUACAAACAAACCAUAAUACAUACCCCAAUUUGCCUCUUCCGGCUUACGAAGAAUAUGGUUGGUCAAUCCGCAGUCUCAGGGAUGCUGGAGAAUCUGAUCACGUUAUGGGUCUUCGAGGACACUAUGCGCCGCGUUAUCCAGUUUACAAAUUUACAAGCUAAAAUAAUACUCAAUUUCAAUUGAAUAUAUUUACAUGAAUUUAUGGCCUUGCGAAUAAUAUAUAUUAUAUAUUAAUUUUUGGAGCGCACGCUUUUUAUAAAUAUUUAAUAAAAAUUAUUUCUAAGCAUU